Sitodiplosis mosellana (orange wheat blossom midge) is the source of this 8497-nucleotide messenger RNA. RefSeq names its product proton channel OtopLc (gene OtopLa). The coding region runs from base 1839 to 4424 and encodes 861 amino acids. Gene Ontology annotation, biological process: proton transmembrane transport. Gene Ontology annotation, cellular component: membrane. The transcript has 12 exons. Gene Ontology annotation, molecular function: proton channel activity. NCBI's taxonomy places the organism in Eukaryota, Metazoa, Arthropoda, Insecta, Diptera, Cecidomyiidae. The record is from RefSeq and is a predicted model, not a curated record.
AUAAAAUAUUCAAGCCCAUUCAAAAACGUCCUUGAGAUGUUGCAACACAGUUUUUUUCUUCUCUUCUUCUGUUUGUUUGCGCUGAACUGCAUAAAUGGGAAGCGUUAUUUUUGUGUUUGCUUUUGUUCCCGUUUUGCUGUUAACCGGAUAUUGAGUUUUUUUCUUCGCUCUCUUCCAUCUCGUCGAUUAGUUUGCACAGAUGCCUGUGCAAUGAUGGUGCUUAUCUAUGCCAUCGCAUCCCAUUGAAUAUAUAUAUAGUUGGCACUAAUUCCAACUGUGCCAUGAUCUCUUGUGGCUUUUUUCCCUCCAUCCAUUUAAUUAAGCCUGUCAAAAAUGACGGCAUCAUCGAAAAUUGAUACGUGAUUUGAACGGAAAAUGGCACGAGACAGAAAAAAGUCGGCAGGAUUAUUUUGUACGUUUGUAAAAUUGCAGAUUGCAUAAAAUUGAAUUGAAGAGAGAGCACCAAAUCCGAGUGAUAUACAUAUUUUGAGAGGUCACUAGGUCGUCCAGGCAUUUUGUGUACUGUUUGAUGUGCAAGAGAGAGCUGUUUGGAGCGCUCUCGCUGAGACGCUCACUCAGCCCCACCCGACUAUCGCGAGAGUCGUCCAUCUGUGUGUAGCGAUUUUCACUGCUGCUGCGACGGCCACUCUUACUGAGUGCUCAUCGCAGCUUCAACAACAAUCCAUUCGAAAAUUUCGUCGACUGCUGCCGUUUUUACAAAUUUUCCGUUUCUUCGCUUUAUUCCACAUACAUUCUUCACUCAUACUUCAAAUAUAGAGAGCGAAAAAAACAUAACGAUGCUCCAGUAUCAGCAGUAGCAGCAACCGAGCGACAAUGUGUGAGAGAGCAAGAAUAUCACUCUGUUCGGUGUGUUUGGUGUACGAUUUGAUAUGUGCGUUCGAAUAUGCUCUCCUUUAUUCCUCACUUUUGCAAACGGUGUACUCAAUGCGCAGAUUCCAUCGGUGGAUGAGAGAAUAUGUGUAUUUUGAAGAAUUUUUCGAUAUGCGUUUGCUCAUCGCUUCGCUGUUCCAUUCAUUCUCUCGGCAGUCAGAGCAAAUUUACAAUUCGGUAACGAAUGUUUUCUCCGUUCGUUCCCUGUGCUCGUUUCGAAUCCUUUUCUGCAAAAAUUCUCUCACUCUCGCGCAUUAUCAUUCCAACGGGGGGUUUACACCAAACAAAAUUGUCCAAGUCGCUGAAAGUAAUUUUCCGAAUUUUGUUUUUCCACACAAAGAACCAAAAAGACGAGGCAUUUUUUUCUGGUCACGAUUUUUGACCUGAGAAAUACUGUUUACUCUCACUCUGUGAUAUUGUCUAGUUUUAUAUCUAAAAAAAAACAUCGACUUUAAAUUUUAGCAGAAAAAAAAUCAUCAAACAUCGAAUCAUUUUACGUCCUAUUUUAAUCAUCACCAAAGAAAAAAAAAAAAGAAAACCAUCGCAUCAUUCACAUCGAAUGGAUUCAAUCUCAUCAUACAUUUUUACCGAUUGUUAAAUGACAUUUUAAUUGACUUUUAACACAUUCUUUUAUUGGAUGGCGUUUUAUGACCGCGCGUCUGUAGUCUUUCACAUAAGUAUGAUAUAAAAAAAAGUGUGGAUUGAUUGAAAACGACGCUGUGUGCUUCACGCUAUAGAUUAUUUUGGAGAAAGAGAGAAUGCGAUAAAAAAAAAAAGCUGGGCAGUUCAUCGAAACAGUUGAUCGAAAAACGUUUAAAAAUAAACUGACAUAAAUAGUUUCUAAUUGACUGAACGCAAAAAGCCAAGUGAACGGGAAAAACAAACAUUUUGAAAAAAGAAAAACAAAAGCAUUAAAAGCGAGGCGGUUUUGUGCGUGUGUUUCGAAGAUGGGUGGACCGGAUUCGAAAAUAUCCACCGUUGAUGUGGAAAGUGGCGACAAUAUGGCUACGUUGCCUGUAUCGCGCGCUCACACUAGCAGCACCGAUACAGCUGAAAAGAAUAAUGCGGCCAAUAAGGAAAUGGAACUGAAAAACGUUAUGCCAAAACCGUUGGAAAGAACUUCAUUAUUCAUUAUCACCAGUUUAAUGUAUGCCAUGCUACUGAUUGUUGUAUGCGUCGCAUACGUUAUUUCUGAUGUUAGCACUCAUCGAUUACCGAUCGUUUACUAUGAAGGAUAUUUUACAUAUUUGUAUGGGGCUAGUAUUUUGUUCCUGCUGUAUGUCUUUUGCUUUUUGUUGCAAGAGAGCACUUGCUGCAGUGGCGGUUCAACACCAAAACCACCGAAGCCGGUUAAAGAGAAGAAAGAGAAGCCCAAAAAGGAGAAGAAACCGAAGAAGGAAAAAGGCGCACCGGCUGAAGGUACUGCUGCUGAUGCCAAGGAAAAGGACCCCAAAUCAAGCGGAAAAGAAAAGGAAAAGGAUUCCGGCAAAGCCAAACCAACUGUUCAGGAAGGAUUGCCACGAAGGCAGCGCGAUGUGGUGCGGGAGCGAAUACAAUCCCUUACUAUACAGGAAGCACCAGCCGAACCCGAAGUCGUUGUCACUCCUAAGAAUGUUCAACGAAAACGGAAAACCACACACGCCGACCCAAGCUACGGAAGUUUCUUUUUGCGUGUUGGAGCUAUUGCAUUCGGUUUGGGGACUCUUAUAUAUGUCGGAUUGGAACUUGGCUCAUUCUUCGAAAUACCCUUCGAUUCACCAUGCCAUCAAAUUUUACGUGGUGUAAAUCCACUGUUGCAAAUGAUCUUCACCUUUAUGCAAAUGUAUUUCAUCUUCAUGAAUGCACGCUUGAAUAUCCACCGCUUCAAAGUGUUGGCUCGCUUUGGAUUGAUGCACAUUUGUGCUACCAACAUUUGUGUAUGGAUUCGAACCUUGGUAUUGGAAUCAUUGAAGGAAAUCACUAUUUACUAUAAAAAACGUCAGGCACUCUCUGAUGAAGGCGUUUUGCUGGACUCCAUCCGUUCGCAUACAUUGAAACAUUCUGGAACUGUACUAGGAACUCACUCAGGUCCACACCCAGAAUGGGAACCAAUUGACUUGCGUGUACGUGACGGAUCGAAUGAUGAUAUUUUGACGAAGGCAUUGAACUCAACCGCUCGUGUUGCUUCAAAGGCAGUAUCAAGAUCUGCAUCAUACUUGGCUGCUGAUGCCACAACUCAGGAAACUCCAAUAGCAAGCGGCGAACUUGAAACCACAACCAUUUUCAAAAAAGUCAAGAAAAUCCUCAGCACUGCUGCUUCGUCUACAAUCAGCUCGACUCUACCAAGUACCACAACAACAACGACCACCACCACAACUACUACCACAACACCGGCACCAAGCACAUCAACAUUCUCACAAUUGACCCAAUCAUCAUCACUUGCCUCGUCAACGGUUCAAACUAUUGUCACUGAUGCAGUCACUUCGACCAGUUCACCGGCUUCUGUGUUCAACAACCCAUUGGGUGGACUGGAAAACGCUUUCCAAACGUUUUCCGGAUUGUCACACAAUGAAACCGAUGUCGAGAGCUUAGAUUCACUCAUUCCACAAGCAUUGCUGGCUUCGGCUUCACCUAGCACUAACUCGAGCUGUGGCCGUGUCAACAUUAUGGGAACCAUCGUACAAGAUUCAGCUCCAUACUUGUAUCCAUUCAUUGUUGAAUACUCAUUGAUUGGUGCUGUUGUUAUUUAUGUGAUGUGGAAACACAUUGGCCGCUAUGCAAAGGGAAGUGAAGAAGAUUUGGAGCAUCGUUUGGAAGUGAUAUUGUCACGUCGUGCUGUUGCAAUGGCUCAACGAUCGCGUUCGGGUCGUGUUGAUUGUGUUGGAUCAUCGAAGGGACUCUUCUUUGGAUUGUUGGCACUGGUCGCUUCGCUCAUUUGCUUGAUUCUUUUCUUUGUCUUGGUUGUGAAACCACCAUUCAACCGAUUGGCCGUUUUCCUUGCUGAUUGUUCGCACGGUGGCAUUUUGAUUCUAUCAAUUUUGGCUAUUUUGAUUGGCUUCUGUCGUGUAUCGAAGUUGAAAUUCCGCUGCGAGGAAACUGGCAACCUGAACGACAUUCUAUUGCGUAUUUCGGCAUUUGGUCUGUUCAUCUACUCGGCAUUCAGCAUCAUUGCCGGUGCAUUAAAUCUAUUGGAAAGUGAACCAAAUCUGCUAGUCACCGUCACCAGUUCCGUUGUUGUUCUUCAAGUCGUAUUGCAAUUGCUGUUCAUUGCCGAUGUUUCAAGACGUCGUGUGCAUUUACCGGAACAUGAUCGCACCAAACCAGGCCGACAAGUUGUCACUUUCCUUCUCAUCGCGAACGUCGCUAUGUUCGCCAUUUAUACAUUCGAAGCACAAAAAGUUGCUAACAACCCGGUUCAACUCGAUUUCUACGGUUACAUUGGUUGGGCAUUGAUUCAACGAGUCACUCUGCCAUUGUGCAUAUUCCAUCGAUUCCACAGCGCUGUUACACUAGCCGAAAUAUGGAAGACAACCUACAAAGCACGCUUAGAGUAAAUUCACAACUACCAUCAUCUCCACCUCCACUAACCAAAAACGAAGAGAGAAAAACAUAAAAAAAAACCAUUCAACAAAGUUCGGUUGCUUAAAGCACACACGAAAAGCAGAGGCAUUCAAAGAGAAAAAAAGGAUAAAACCAUUUUCUCCGUUUGCUUCGAAGCCGUUUGUUGCAUAAAUUUAGGCAUUUAUUAAAAAGGAAUGUGUGUGGAGUCGGUAAAAAAAGAGAGAGAUACAACCAACUGGACGAACUCAUAACGCUUAGUUUCGGUCCAAAUGAAACAUUUUUAAAUUUUUAAAACAUACAUAUUCACAAGAAAAAGUAAAAACAAAACAACAACAAAUCGAGUCAACACAUUUAACACAUUUAUAUACGUAUAUAUAUAAAAGAAAACAAAAAAAAAACUAUUAAUUUCUUUGCAAAGUCAAUAUUUAUAGAUGGAAAUAAAAAAAAAAACAAAACAAACUAUAUGUGUGGUUACAGAUUGCGCGAGCAAGUGAAUAGUAAUACAAAACAAAGUAAAAAUGAAAAGAAAAUUUAUUUAUUAAUUUUCAACACAGUCUUUUUUAUAUUGUAUUUAAUUUAAGAUGUGAUUUCAAGCGUUUUCAAAGCAAAUAUUUUACGUUUAAAUUUUACCACAGCAAAAGAAAGAAAAAAAAAUAGUUAGAAUUUGUAUAAGACAAAUAAAUUGGAUUCUUUUUUCUCUUUUCAACUUCAUUUUGUUUGGAGCAUUUCAUUUCAAAUUCACAAACACAAGUAAUUAGACACCAUUUUUAUGCGAGAGUUAAAACAAAAAAAAAACAUCAGUCUAACUAAUUUUUAAGCAUAGUAAUUGAUUAAGAAUUUAAGCGUCGAAAAUAUCUAUCUCUAAUGGUGAAUGAACAGUGAACACACUUCGUCGGCCCGGUUAACUGUGCAAUUUUCUUUCGUUUUUGGCAAAACCACAAGAGCAACAUCUGAAAUAGAAACGAUUCAAUCAUUGAAUUUCAGUGUAAGAUCGACAAUCUUGCAAUGAAUUCUGAGAAAAUUACAUUCAUUUUUUGCUAAAAACUGAAACCGACCGUUGCGCCGAUUGACAAAACAUGUGUUCAAAAUAAACUUAAACUAAUUAGGCAUAGUGCGAGAGUCUGUCUACCCAAAGACACAAGAAUCAUCCACACACACACACAGGACACAACGCAAACCACUCUAAUUAAAAUAAUACACUUUGCGAACACUAUCUCUCUCUCUCGUGAAACACAACAGAACCAACUUUCAAAAGCCAAUAGAUUAAAUUAAACGUAUAAAAAGCAACAACAAAAUAUUUAGAAACAUUCAUAACAGCAUCAAACAAAAAAUAACAUCAAUAAUAUACCGUAAUUAAAUGCAUACAGAACAAAACAAAAAUCACAUAUAAAAGAAAUACACCCAUAAAAAUGGAGCAAAAGCAACAAAAUACAUCGUAUUUGAGUAAGAAUCUAAGAAAUUAUUAUUGUAACUGAUAUUUCCGAAUAAAUAAACAAAGCAAAAAAACAUUCAGUAAAACAGACAAAAAAGUGAAACAAACGAAUGAUAUGUACUUAAAGUAUAGAAUUAUAUGACACAGAAAAAAAGUUAAAAAAAAAUUGUUCUCAUCCAUGUAUUAGGUGUGUUUUUAGAAACAUAAAAAUAAUAAAAAAAAUAAUUUAUUUAAUGAACAAUCGCGUCACGUAGAUACACAAUAUUCUUAUUUUUUUGUUCUAUUUUUUGACGUCCCUUUUUGAAUCCGAAUUGGAGUUUUGGUUUUCAACCAUGGUCGAUCAAGCAAUUGCCUGUAGGCAAUAUGUUUUUUUUUGCUACGCAUAGCGCUUAUGUUUUGAUCAAAAUGAAGCAAUUUACUAGAAAUCUCCUUUCUUUUGGUGACUAAGUGAUAUAUUUUCUAAACCACGUUUGCACCCGAAACGCUAAUUUUGUUAUUAGCAUUGAAAUCAGCCAAGAUUUCAUUUUGAUGAGCCAUGAAAAAGCAUCUUUGUAGCUUAAGCAUUCGAUCCUGGUUUCGGCUGGCUGUAUGCAUCAGAAUAAAUUGUCACAUUUACACAAUUCACUAGUUGCAGUGUCGACACAGCGUCGUCACUGGCAGUUUUUUUUAUUAACAAAUUUUGAACAGAAAUGAUUCGUAGAAAGUUCGAGCAACAAUAUAUAAAAAAAAUAACAAAUUUUCGCAUUUUUAACGCUUACAAAUUUUCAAAAUGUUUCGAAAAAAAUCUCCUUUUAAGACGGAAAAAAAAAGAAUUUUUACAUUUUUACACCAGCAACAAACAAAUUUUUUGCGCAUUAGUAUAGACAAAGCGUAGAAAUUCGUUAAAAGCAACUUUCCAAUGCAGCGAUAUAUUUUCACGCGCGUGAAGCAAUAGAAUUCCCACAUUUUUUUAGGCUUGAACACCAACAAAAUCGCACAUUUGAUCCAUGCAGUCGAUGCAAAUUGCUUGUGAAAUAUUCGCGCCAUUUUUUUAAACACACUUUUCCUCUUUGUAAUCGAAUCAUUUCUUUUUGCAAACUAAAUUUGUAGUAAACGAAAAGGAAGGCGAACAUAGAAUACGCAUAAAACGCCAUUCGUAAUUCGGAUUACCAAUUUUUAAGCGUUAUAGCCGAUGAUUAAAAAGAAACAAUUUUUUUUUUCACACUUUAUGUUUGUUGGCAUGUAGAUGAUAAAAAGCAAAAUGAUAAACAAAUUCGUAUUUAUAUAACCAACAUAUUCCAAUGUGGAAGAGAUAUUGUAAUACCAAUUGUAGUAAACAGUACCAUUUGCAUUUAAAUGAAACAAAAUACCAAAAAACAACAUCAACUGACACACACACACACACACAUGGAACUUAACAUUUAUUGGAUAGUCAUUCGUAUAACCAUUUACAUUUUGCUGUAAAUAAAUAAAGAUUUCAGUCAUAUUUCCCACCAAAAACAAAUUCACAACAAACGCAUUUCAAAAUGACAAACACCCAUACUCUCACACCCACUCACACAUUUUCAAGCUUUGUGAUCCUCAUCCGAUCUUUGAUACAUUUGAUACCGAUUCACACCAUCUCUUUCAAUCUCUUGUGUAGGAAUCAACAGAAUCCGCUUCAUCGACGUACAACUUUUUAGAAAAUAAAAAAAUUCAUUUACAUGUUGACAUUUACCUAUAUCAAUUCACAGGCGAACGAACAAAAAGAAUACGCAUUAGAUUUCAUCAACAAAAAUAGAGGCAUUCAAAACAUUUUCCCUUUAAACAUAGAUGACAACCAACAUAUUUAUAGUGUAAGUGCGUAAAGAAAUCGACAUACAAAAUUCAAUGUUUCCAUAAUCCUACAUACUCACAUAGUGUUUAACGAACAAAAAAAAAACAUUCGUCAAUCGUCCAUGAAUUAAGGAGGUAAAAUACAUAGUAAAAAACAAACAAAUGAGCGCGCCCCGAUCAGGCGAACAAAUCAUAACCCACCAAAUUCAUUUCGAUUUUUACCGAAAAGAGGUUUUUUUCGUACUCAAAACUGACAAACAAUGCGGAAAUUUUAUUUCCCACUCCGAGGACCAUACACAAAUUCACAUUUCACACUUUUUUAACAUCACUUUUUAAAGGCAUUGUUUCAAUGUGACCAACAAACCAUACACGAACCAAAUGGUUAAGUUUCAUACCAAUGGUUUGCAUUUUGUUGACAUCUUAAAAUAACAACAACAAAAACGAAAUGAAUUGCGAUUUUCAUUUUCCUUUGUAGAUUGUUUGCAAAUUUUCACUAGAAUACUUUUGUGCAUUGAUUUCGAAUCGGACAAAAACAACAACAACAACACAAAACCAUCUGUAAAUCAAUAGCCAACCAUGAAUGGGAAAUUGUUACAAAAUAUUUAGUAUAAAUUUAGCAUUUCUCAAAUAGAACACAAAAAAGCAAACGCUUCAGUAUGAGAAAACCAAAACUAAAUAAAUUACAAAACCAAAAUCUGUUUGAUAUGAUUCAAACGUUACAGUACGAAUCAUGCUUUCAAUUAUGAACAACUACCAACCAACCAACUAAAACAAAUACAUUACCAGAACUCUAUCUAAUACAGAUCGAUGAUUACAAAUAAAUUGUGGAAAGAAACAAAA